Candida dubliniensis CD36 is the source of this 1650-nucleotide messenger RNA. RefSeq names its product putative hydrolase. The record is from RefSeq and is a predicted model, not a curated record. Bases 1 to 1650 code for a protein of 549 amino acids. Gene Ontology annotation, molecular function: monoacylglycerol lipase activity. The transcript has a single exon. NCBI's taxonomy places the organism in Eukaryota, Fungi, Ascomycota, Pichiomycetes, Serinales, Debaryomycetaceae.
AUGAGUGGCACCACUAAGAGUCUGUCAUCAACCCCUAAAUCGCAAUCAACUCAUUUAUUUGUGUUAAUUCAUGGUCUCUGGGGAACUUCGUCUCAUAUGGCGACAAUAGAAAAAUUCUUAAAAGAGAACUUACCAAGUUCAACAGACGAUAAAAUUGCAACCAUUAAACCUGCCUGUUUUAGAUUUUGGAAAACUUACGAUGGACUAGAAUUAAAUGCAAAAAAAAUUAUAGCUGAUAUCUUCUACGAGAUCGAAUCAUUGAAACAGAAUAAUGAUCUGGAAGUGACGAAAAUAAGUAUCAUCGGCUAUUCGCUUGGUGGUUUAAUUUCAAGAUAUGUAAUUGGCUUACUCGAUGAAUUGGAUUUCUUUGAAAAGAUCCAACCAGUAUUUUUCAGUACAUUUGCCACACCACACGUGGGAAUCGAAUUUUUUAAUGACAAUAUUUUUGAUGCAGUUGCCAAUAGACUAGGACCAUAUUUAUUUGGGAAAUCUGGAGGGCAGUUGUUUAUUGCUGACCAUGAUAAAAUAUUGGUUAAAAUGGCUGAUCCACAAGAAAAGUAUAUGCGAGGAUUACAAAAAUUUCAAAAACAUAUUCUCUUAGCCAAUAUCAAGAAUGAUAGAACCGUGGCCUUUUUCACUUCCUUCAUAACAGAUGUGUCUCCCUUUGAUGAAUUGGAUGACAUAAAAAUUGUUUACUUGGAUAAUCUACCUCAAGCAAAGAUUGCAAAUAAAUUAGUUCGUCCCAAAUUUGUUGAUUUAACAAAAUCUCAUCGUUUAACUUUGAAGGACAAAAAGAUAUUUCUUGGGAAUCAACAGGAGGAGACGCCAUUUAUCAGAAAAAACCGAUGGGCCAAGAUUUUAGUUAUUGCUCUAUUGGCUUGUUUGGUUGUCCCUUUUUGGGUACCAUUUGUUCUUGUUAGUUCCACCACUGUCUCAAUCUACAGUUUCAUUAAAAUCAAGCUUGUUAAAGGACCUUUAAGCGCCCAGCACUGGCUGAGAGUGAAAAAGUUUGUUUAUGGCAACUCCCCGAUAGAUCCUGCUGAUGCUAAAGCAGGGAAUGUUCAACGUUUGAAACGCCGUACAUUGGACAGACAUGAGUCUUUUAAAGGAGAUACUUCUUAUUUGACAGAGGACACCAUGGAUCGUGUUUUGUAUGCCGAAGAAAGAUAUUUGAAUAAAAGUAGAAAAGCAGGAUCCAUAAAAAAUGAGGAAGAUGAAGAUGCUUUGGUAACUGAGAAUGCUGAUUAUAACACAGACUCUGAUGGCGUCGACGAGAGUUUGGAAGUUGAUACGUUAAAAUCAACUAAUAAAUCAAUUGAGAUGGACAUUGAGGAAAAUGAUAAAGUUAUUUCUGAAAGUAUACAAACUUUAAAAAGCUACGAAUCAUUCCCAUUAUUCCAAGACCACAAGUAUAAGUUACCAUUGAAUGAAGAUAAGCUGUUCAUUGUAAAGAACUUGAAUACCUUGGAUUGGAUCAAAAUACCUGUGUUUUUGGAUGUUUGGAAUGCUCACGACGGAAUUGUAAGUAGAAGAGGAGCUAAGACCAAUCCUAAGGGGGCAUCUACAAUUGGAUUGUGGGUGUCGAUUCUUCGAAAUCAUUUGCAAGAGAGUGGCCCUGUUGCUGCUGCUGCUUCGGUCAACGGGAAUUAA